GUAUCAGUUUUAGUUUUUCUAACGAGACAGAUCAAAAGUCAUUGAAGAUGUGUACUGGUAUCCAUUGAGUUAUUCACAUGUGUCGUAAACUACGAAUGACACUGAGCAUUUAGAAUAUUUAUAACUUUGCUAUUGUUACGUUGGCCAUAUAAUAUCUAAGACUAAACAUAGAAGUAAAUCUAACAUAUACAUAUAAUGACAUUAAGUUUCCUGACUUAUUAGUGUUUUUUCACAUUGCAUGACGAGAUAUAAUAUAUUAUUAUGACGUUAGAUAGUAUGUUAAUAAAUAAUUUAUAUAGAAAAUUCAUACUGUUUAAUUAUGUUUAACAAGUAUUAUUAGACAAUCGAUUUUUGAUCUUUCGGUAAUUCCGAAAAUGAUAGGCCCAUGUACAUACAUUUCAAUUCUGAAACAGUUCGAAUUUUCCAGUAUCUAGUACUAUGAGCACGCUUUGAUACUUAAAUUCUUGGAAGUCUUGAUGGGUUUCAUAAUCUUAUAUAAGAUAUUGAAGAUCUAAUAUAAAAGAUCAUAUAUCUAAGAUAUUAGAUACUUACUACGUUUCUGAACUUUAAAGAUUCAACAUCUACAUCUAUUAUGACUUAAGUUCGAAAUCUGUCAAGUCUUUGUAUGUAUCGAGUAGAUAUUCGAAUUUUUCGUCGUAUAUACAUAUUUGAGGAAUUUCGAAUUAUUUCAGAGCAUAUCGUUAUCCAUUAUCGUGCACGCAUUUUCAUCAGUUUUUCAAACUAAAAUUAAUAUCUGCCGAUCGAUUGAUUAAUUAUUUAUUACGUGACAAUUAACCUUAAAACACGCCCUCUUAACUGUCUGGAUGAUGCGCAGCCUUGAUCAUCCCCGAUACGGAACGUGAGCGUACUUGCUCAAAUCCGUCCGCCAUAACCUUAGCCUGACGUCAUUCGCUGACACUUCUUUACUUUGUGAACGUUUCACUGUAUACGAAGAAAAGCUUUUAACAUGUUUGUUAGUGCUUUGAUAGUGCUAUUGAAGCCGUUUGAGUAAGUAGUUCUCUGUGGUGCUCCAGAAAUUGUAAUUCCUCAUCGUCAUUAUUAUGGUACUGCAACUAUGUCAGCUUUACAUCAAUAAAAAAAAUGGUUAUCACAUACUUUCAAUAACGACGAAGCUUAUUCAGUUUUGUACGUUCAGUCCCUGUUUUUGUACAUGAUUUGUGUAACGCAUGGAAUAAAUAAUCGCAAUAAAUGCAAUAUAAAGAUUUGACACAUUUGUGAUCUGUCAAUGAAUAUAAAUAAUGUAACCAGAUGAUUAAAUCAUGUAAUUUUAGCAGCAAGAGUUUUUGCAUUAUAUGUGAUUUGCAAUGUUAUAUUGGUGAAAAAAAGAAACAUGUUUAACAAACCAGAAAAGCACUUCGUUUAUGCGAGAUAUGGUGCAGGCAAGGGGGCUGCAAUGAUGGAAGAUCCACAAACACCAGGAUCUGAUUGUAACUCCAAUCCUGCAAUAGAUUCUAUUCAACAUGAUUUAAUUAGUUCUGAAUUUGUGCAGGACAAUGUGGAGUAUCAAUGGUUCAUUGAUUAUGGCUAUAGAGAUGGAGGACUUCAUGUUCAUCCAAGUGUGUUAUCCUCACUCUCUGCUUCUUAUUCGCGGGAAGAUUUGGGCUAUUAUGAUGAUCUUGCCCGUAAUCUGGAUGCCAAUUUGGCAGAGAUUGAUAUGGAAAGCUUUCGUACAGCAGAUAUCCAUACUUUGCUUACAGCAUUGCCCGUCAUGUGCACAGAUCCAGUUCAGCAUUCAGAGGGAGAAGAUUCUGCUUGUUCAACAACAGAUACAAUUUCUAUUUGCAAAUCGUCAUUACUCUUCUCUCCUUUGAAAGAGACACCCAUACUACCACCAGGGGGUAGUUAUAGCGUCGACUCUCUGGACUGCGAGGAUAUGCUGCUAACAUGUCAGACGAAUAAUAAAGACAACUACACUAUUGCUUUUGAGGGUAGUAUCACAAUGUAUUCAGAUGGUUCUCAAGAUUUUGAAAACCAAGAAAAGCAGCAGAAAACUUAUGAAACGGCAGAACCAUAUUAUAAUAGAAAUGUGGACUCGAAAAAUGUAUUAGACUUAUCAAUGGCAUGUUCUGAUUCUAAAAUAUAUACAACAUGGAGCAAUUUGAAACAUUCUUCUAUGAAUAAAAUUAUAACUCGACAUCCGUCAGGCAAUAAUAAUACAAUACCAGAAUUUUCACAUGGAGUGGAAAAUAUUAUAUCUGCAUCAAAUAAGAGAAGUCAAAGUUUGCCAGAUCUUACUCAAGCUAGACAGUUACACGUUGAUUCUGCAGAGUCAAAUAAUCAUGUACAACAGUUACACAGUUCAGGAUCUGUAAUGAGUCGGUCUAUAAAUGAAGAAAGUUCUGAUAAUGGAGAACAUAAUUCAACAGGAAAGAAAUUGCAAAAUUUAAGUCUUGUAAAAUUGUUUAUGAAACAAAAAAGUAUGAGUGCUGAAGGAAUGAGUCUUACAUUGGAUCAAUCAGACUCUGUUAGUGAUAACGGAUGGCCUACAAAUAAUAGUGCUAGUGACAGUGGUACUAAUACAAAUACGCAAAUACAACGGCAAAAUAUAAAUAAUAUCUCUAAACGUCAAGUUCCAGAAACUGAUUUUUCUAUUAAUUGGGUCAAAAGUGAUCAACAUAACAAUCAGGACACAGAUAAUCAAAAAGACAGCUUUAAUGACAUUCCAAAAUAUACAUCAACGAUAAGUGAACAAAAGGAUGAAAUGAUGUCAUCUGCAUCUAUAGAAGAGUUAUCAGAGAACAUGUCUAAAUCAGAUCUAACACAUGGUAAUGAUGCUGAGGAAAAUCACAUUGAUGUCGGUCCUAAUGUUUUCGAACAUCAGCGAAAAACUGUAUGGAUUAAGUCAUUAGAGAAGAAAUAUCCAAUAUGCAAGACGACAGGUAUUCAAGCAAUAGCUGAAACAGAGGAUAAUUCAGUUCAAACAUCAUUAGUAUAUACACCGCCCAUAAAGGAAAAAGAAAAUCCGUCUCUAAAGGAAACGAUUGUUAAUAAAAAGCCAGUCUAUGUUGUAUAUCCGAAUUACGCUUUGCCUGACUUAUCAUUUCUCAAUAUUAAAGAUACAAAAUUGGAUAAUAUAGCCUUAAAGCCGCAAUGCUUUGGAAAAAAUAGAGUUAGUUGGAAACAUACUGGUAGAUCUGGUAGACCAUUUUCAUGUAAUGAUAUAGACACGUUGCGUCAACGUGGAUUUUCACAUGUUAAGGAUUGGGAGUCGUUAACAUUUCUCUUGCCUGCUGAGUACAAGAAAAUUUUGCACGAUGUACCAGAAGUGUCGAAACAUAUUAAUAUUCAUGAAGAAACGAAAAAGCCGCUGUUUUGUUUAUCCCCUCCAAUGCGUCAUAAAACUCGUACUAUAAGUGAAAUCAUACCAAAUAAUUCAUCCUCCACUAGCAGUACCGCGACACAACCAUCCUCCGGAUAUCGAGGUUCUUCUACCAUAUUAACAGACUCGUCAACAAAUCAACAAACAUUAAAUGCAACCAAUCCAUUGUAUCUUUACCGUUAUGAUAGUAUUAGUUCUGAGGCCAGUUUAGUAAGUAAUGAUAAAAAGAUGCAUAGGCAAAUUAGCAAGACAAAAACAGUCUGUCCAUCUCUCCCAAAACGAUCGAUCUCUUUACCACACGGUGAUCGUGAAUCCGAAUUUUCUAGUGGAAAAGUGCCACCAAGACCACCUUUACCCAGAAGUAUUUUAAGGAAAAGCAAGGUUCCUGCAAGUAAGAGAUAUAGCAUGUUCGAGAUGGGAGAUGUAGAAGAAAUAGAAGAUCAGUCGGUUCCUGAAACGAAUAAAAGAAUGUCAUUACAAGAACCAUAUUAUAUGAAUAACGAUUUACAAUUAACGUGUCGUGGUCGAAUUAUUGAUUCAGAGAAAGAUGUCGAUGAGACGGAAGAAAAAUAUCAUGUAGAAAGAGUGAAUGAAUUGGCUAAUACUGGCGACUUAGAGAUUGAAAAUUGUGAAAAUAGUGAAGACGAUGUAAAACAAUUGGAAGAAUUUUUGAAACGCAGUGGUUUUUCGUCACAAAGUAGUGAUGGAGACACUGAAGAUCCCGAUGUUAAAUUAAGAUCGUAUGUAAGAAAGUUUUUAGCUCUCAGGAUGAAUAAAGAUGUUACCAAAGUUACUGAUAUGAUAGAAUCACAGAAAAAGACUGUCAGCUUUGCCGUAAACCAAAGAAAAAAAUAUUUAGAUAAUAAGGUUAAUUUAAACAUUGUUACAAAUGAACAAGAAAAAGAUUCUGCAUUUACAGAGGAAAGAAGAGCAAUGAGCCCAGAUAAUAAAUUGGAUUUAGAUGAAAAGAGAAAAAUGAUAUUAUCCGUAAAUAAAGCGGCAGAUUUAUUACUCAAAUAUUGGAAUAGUGAAUCAAUCCAUAGACAGAAUUAUAAUGAUAAAAAUGAAUGCGCUCAAAUCUGUGUUAGUAAUUUAUGUCCAGCUUUGUAUACUAUCAUGUCAGAUGGAUUGAAAUCGCAUUUAAGUUCAACAUUUGGACCAAUAACAAAUAGUGUUUGGCAAGUGGUUGAAGCAUCUUCUCAACAAGGUCCAGUUACUAAAACAUUAAAUGAAUUAGUACAAAAAAUUAAUGGCGAUGAUGUUAUUACUGAGGGAAUGCUAAAGUUUCAUGCAUUUGUAUUUGGUUUAUUAAAUUUAAGAGCUUUGGACGCAUGGUUUGCAUAUUUAUGUACAAGAGAAUCCAUCUUAAGGAAACAUUACAAUAGUAACAGUUUAUUUGUAGCAGCUUUGGCUAAUGCAAAUGCGCGAGAAGUUAUCGAUGCUCUCUUACAUAUUCUAAAUCCUCUUGCAUUUUGCCCUUUUCAGCUUGAUCUUCUAUAUCAGUAUCGUCAACUACAUAAUAGUUUUGGCAGUUUACAUAAUCAUACAAUAAAUGCUGUAAACUUUAGAAAUAUUGAUUCAAAAGAACAUCAUUUUGAUAAAACUGAUACGUGUGCAAUAGUUUCUAGUCCCAGAAAAGUACGUCCGCGAUCAUGCGUCGCUUAUAACAACUAUGACGAGAAGCCUGGUAUACAUAAGUCAGAUAUGGAAACUGUUAAAAAACGCUUAAGUAAUCCUAUAGGUUCGAAAAUAUUUCGUGCUCUUGAUAAACUGGCUUCCGAAGAUUCUGAAGAUUACACCGAUAGUUUAGAACAUUCACCAUUGAAUAGAGCGUCGAAUAAACAGCCUGUAUCAAGGAAAUCUCAUAAUUCAGAAAAUAAAAUGGACGAUGAAGACAAUAUGUCCGGAGAAGAGAAAUUUAGAAAACUUCAAGAAAAGUGGGAAUUAAUGGUUGGAAAAGAAGAGGCAAAAAUUCAACCGACGAUAUCAUCGCCUUUAUCACCUAUAAGAACACCUACCGGUAUAGGAAAGUCUAAGAUACCUAGGCUUCUUACUUCACCAGUAAAACAAUCGAAUACGAUAUCAGGACCUGUUAAAAACACGAAAUCUCCAAUUUCCGGGAUUCCAUCCUUGAAGAAGCCUGUUAUGUUAUCAACGACAAAAACCACUCCGAAAAAACCAAUAGACGUAAGAAACAAAGAUACAACAAAACGUACUAGUAGAGUGGAUCAGGAAAUUAUAGGAACAACAAGAACUCAUCUAACACGACCUAGUUCUCUACCAUACAAGUCUUACGGUGUAAUGUCUAAGGAUAAACAUUUAGUAUCUCCUCAAAGACGAGCAGCGUCUACGUCUUUACCACGACCAACUACUACUAAUACUACAAGAAAUCAUCCUACAAAAAAACCACUUAAGUAAGUACAGAGAAAUAAAAUAGGUUCAAUGCGUUAAGUAUAUUCAUUUCAUUGAAUUUUUAAUUAUCAGAAACGUUGCAACGUUUCGUGUUCUUAUUAUUUUGCAUUUUAUUAAUUCUUGUAGUAUUUUAUCGUAUUAUUUAUAAUUUAUAUAUAUUGUUUUAUUAUAAUAGCUAUUUUAUUUUAAGUUUAGAGCUUAA
Molecule: messenger RNA, 5954 nt
Organism: Heterotrigona itama
Lineage: Eukaryota; Metazoa; Arthropoda; Insecta; Hymenoptera; Apidae
Source: the annotation of a GenBank genome assembly